UCGAGGGAAAUAAGUUUGAAGACGAGCCGCGGGCGGCAGGAUCUCUCGCGUCCUCUCUGCUCAGUCCAAAUGCGGAGCAACUUUUUUUUCUUCUUUUUUUUUUUUAAUUAUCCCAUCUCUUAACACACAUUUAUUGCGAAGUUGAGUUGUGCUUUGGAAUAUAUAUAUUUAUUUUUUUAUGUCAAAGUAACUUUUUUUUUAAUUGUCGUAUUUCCAAGGUCUGGCGAUCGGGGGUGGGGGACUGAAUUAGCGCCGAGUCGAGCAAAUUCCCAGCGGCCCCGCAGUGCAUCCUGUCCGGGGAGAGGUUAAGCGGCAACGCCGUCGGACGUUAAUUGCGACAAAACCCGAGGACUGAAAACCGACUCGUAAGGAAGUGCAAUCUGUUGAACUUGCCAAAUGCAUGUGAAGGAGAUCCGCUGGAUAUGAGCUGCAGGGCUGACAGAGGACUUGACAGCCCGGACUCCGGGUUGCCCCCGAGCCCGAGCCCCAGCGCCUGGCUGCUGCCCGCGUGUGCGAACAAACCCGGGGGCGUGAGCCCGGUGUCUGAAGACGAGGGAAGGGGCUCUUUGGUUCCAGUUUUAAUCUCUGGCUCUUUCCAGCAGCUGCACCCAUUGUCCUACGGGGAAGGCAUAGCACUUGAUCCAUUACCGUCGAAGGAAAUGAGAUUUACCUCAUCCGUGCACUACAACUCGGACCGGCACUUCAUCCAGGGUGUGGCCUUGCAGCCUACGGGCCAGGGCCUUGAACACUGCAGGCAGACCAUUAUGGCCGUGCCCCACAGCACCUGGCGCCACUACAAGACACAGCUGGAUUUCCAGCCUCGCCACCGGCCACAGUACUUCAAGAGUACCACCAUUGUAUACCCCAAGAAAACCAGUUCCCUCUACACCACAGAGCUGAGCUACGACUGCCACCGACUAUCCAAGCGUUUCUUCUCCAGUGUGGAGCUGGAGGCGGCGGACCGCAGAGAGCUACCUCAGUGAGGGAGGGGACAGGUGGCUGGAGACGCACAGCCCCUAUACUGUAGCUGCCCCAAAGCUGGCUGUUUUUGACCUGCUGUGUUGUCUUUGUACAGUUGUGUAGCCUGUUUUGUUUCCUUCUUUUUAAGAACCCUUUCAAGCUGUGGACAGGAAGCCCCUGUGCUGUGAUGUUACGGAUAUUAGAGAUGACCAAACAUGAACAAAGUGGCUAAAAUGUCCAUUCAGUCCAUGUCUUUGUCGUUCUAUUCCUGAUGAGGAUUUUUCAUUUAAAUGCUUCACUUUGCUGCUUGUUGGUUUCCAGAGGCAUGCUCACAUUUCAUUUUUUUUGUUUUACUGGCAGAAAGAUUGACUCGUGUGGUCAUGGAUGAAGAGAAUACUUAUUUGCCCCCCAGCAUAUACUCUUGCAUCAAGUUGGUCGAGUAUGUAGAGUUUAAACAGAAAGGCCUGUCGGAUCAAAUUAUUUGUUUGCGAUCAUCGAGAUUUCUUAAAAAAAUUGUUAUCUUAGUAUAUGGUUCAAAGCUACUCGUAUGUAAGGCAGAGGAAGGGCAACUGAAAUGUGCUUGAGUUUGGCUGCAUGGUAAGAAAUCACUACUUUAUUCCACACUGUACGAAGGAUGUGGUGAAAAUACUUAAUGCAUGUUUUUGUUUGUUCACAGGGUAUUGUGUGUUUCUGCACAACAGACACAAGCUAAGCGCUUCUCGAGCCUUCUCUUUGACCACUGUAUAUGGCUGCGAUUCUUAAUGUAUUAUGAAACUGUUCAUACAUUUUCUGUUUUUGUUGGGAUGUGUUAGCGUAAACAAACCAAUUAAAUAGAUGGUAUGGAUGGAUCAUGAGUGUGGAGUUUACUGCAAAGUGGAUAUUGUUUUUGAUAUCACUCACUGGCUUAGUAGACAAAAUAACAAGCUGCAUUCCACUGCCUUCACUUUCUUUGGCUUGACUUGGAUUGAAAUUGUAUUUAUUCUGUUAGACUUUGAUGUUCAGGAUUUUAUCAGCUGUUUAACGGGUCCAUUCAGUCAGGCAAGGGCUAUUUUUGUGAUGCCCUUUGUGCCAUUUUACUGUGGCUGAUUAAUUCCUUUUUUUGAUAAUGGCCACUUUUGAAAUGUUCAUCAGUUCAAAUUGUUUGUGUUUUAAGAGGAGGUAUUGCGUCUUUUUUUUAUUUUUUUUUUAUUUUUUUUUAAGAUUUCAGCAGAAAGUGAAAAUUGUCAUUUUGGCAUUCAAAUUGGCUAAAAGGGAAUGACCACAGGAAUGUAGUGUAUACAAUAAACUGUUUACAUGUUUUUUGGGUUAUCAAAUGAUUUUACAUUCUACUACAAAAGCGAACAGUUUUUAAUGCAUUGAUUGAAUGCCACGAAUAAAAUGCCUUGCUAAUACAUUGAAA
Molecule: messenger RNA, 2359 nt
Organism: Cyclopterus lumpus (lumpfish)
Lineage: Eukaryota; Metazoa; Chordata; Actinopteri; Perciformes; Cyclopteridae
Gene: rflnb
Product: refilin B
Exons: 4
Coding region: 423-983 (186 amino acids)
Biological process (GO): skeletal system morphogenesis; negative regulation of chondrocyte development; actin filament bundle organization
Cellular component (GO): actin filament bundle
Molecular function (GO): filamin binding
Source: RefSeq, a predicted model, not a curated record